GGCCAGCCCUGGGGACGUGAUGAAGAUCCCUAGAGCCCUUGCGCAGAGCACUGGAUAGCAUGGCCGUGGGCCCUGCCUUGUGGCUGAGCCCUCUGCUCCUGGUUUCCCUCUGCGGGUCCUCAGCUCCAGCUUCUCUUCUUAGGCGCCUCGGUGCACACGUUCGGCGAGUUCAGGAGAGCUCUGUCCUGAGACUAAGCCUGGACCCAGGGACCACAACCCUCCCUAAAGAGGGGUGGCUGGAGCAGCCGCUGGACCCCUUCAACGCAUCCGACAGGAGGUCCUUCCUACAGCGGUACUGGAUAAACGACCAGCACUGGGCCGGCCAGGAUGGACCCAUAUUCCUGCAUCUUGGGGGCGAGGGCAGCCUUGGGCCGGGCUCAGUGAUGAGAGGGCACCCUGCAGCCCUAGCCCCAGCCUUGGGGGCCCUGGUGCUAGGCCUGGAACACAGAUUUUAUGGUCUGAGUAUACCUGCUGGGGGCCUGAGCAUGACCCAACUCCGAUUCUUGUCCAGCCGCCAUGCGCUGGCCGACGUGGCCUCCGCCCGCCUGGCGCUCUCCCGCCUCCUCAACGUCUCCGCCUCCAGCCCCUGGGUCUGCUUCGGAGGCUCCUACGCCGGCUCCCUGGCCGCCUGGGCGCGGCUGAAGUUCCCGCAUCUCCUCUUCGCCGCGGUCGCCUCCUCGGCCCCGGUGCGGGCCGUGCUGGACUUCUCCGCGUACAACGAGGUGGUGUCUCGGAGCCUCACGAGCGCGGCCGUCGGCGGGUCCCCGGAAUGCCGCGCUGCGGUGUCCGCCGCCUUCGCGGAGGUGGGGCGCCGGCUGCGCGCGGGAGGGGCGGCCCGGAAGGCACUGAGGGCGGAGCUGGGAGCUUGCACGCCCCUGGGCCGCCCAGAGGACCGGGAGGAACUGCUGGAGGCUCUACAGGCUCUGGUGGGAGGUGCAGUGCAGUAUGACGGGCAGACGGGGGCGCCGCUGAGCGUGCGACAGCUCUGUGGACUCCUCCUCGAGGGCAAGGGCAACGGCAGCCACCUGGCGCCUUACCGCGGGCUGCGUCGGGCUGUGCAGGUUGUCCUACACAGCCUGGGCCAGAGGUGUUUAAGCGUUUCCCGAGCAGAGACCUUGGCCCAGCUGAGGGUCACAGAACCCCAAGUGUCCCGCGUGGGUGACCGCCAGUGGUUGUACCAGACAUGUACUGAGUUUGGCUUCUAUGUCACCUGUCAAGGCCCUAGAUGCCCUUUCUCCCAGCUCCCAGCACUGCCCUCCCAGCUAGAGCUGUGUGAGAAGGUGUUCGGGCUUUCAACCUCAUCCAUGGUCCAGGCUGUGACCCAGACCAACUCCUACUAUGGUGGCCAGACACCAGGGGCCACCCAGGUGCUGUUCGUUAAUGGGGAUGCAGACCCCUGGCAUGUGCUCAGUGUAACACAGGCCUUGGGACCCUCAGUGUCAGCCCUCCUCAUCCCUAGUGCCUCUCACUGCUCGGACAUGGCACCUGAGAGCCCCUCAGACACCCCCAGCCUCCGCCAAGGGCGCCAGAGCAUCUUUCAGCAGCUGCAGACUUGGCUCAGGCUGGCCAAAAGGAGCCCUCUUAGGGGUGGGCUCUGAGUCCCACACCCUCACGAUUCCCUGCGUGGCACUCCCAGACCAGGACAUAUUUGUUCACUGGACAGAAGAAAGCAGCUGGCUUAGAAAGAGGAAUUCCCAGGAAUUGGGAUUCAGCCCCUGUUCUGCAUAUAACUGAGUUGUGUCUGCAACCACCCUCACUCCCAACUAAACCUGCUUUAUUUCAGAUAGCAUUCUGUAAAUAUAAGUGGAUGAUUAUUCUCAUUGUGAAUGUUGGUAUUUUAAAGUCAAAUGUCAGAAAUGUCACUCUAUAUGGUGGUGCCCUCCCUCUGCUGAUUGGCUCCAAUUCUGCUCAGCUCCCUGGCUGGCUGCCUUGUGCGUGUCUCUCUCUGGACCUCAGGCUCUGCCCUGUCUGCUUCCCACCCUCCUCCCACUGUGCCCCUCUUCCUUAGUCACUUCCUCUCUGUCUUGUCUGUCUCUGUUUGUCUCAGUCUCCUCCUGUUGCCCAAGCACCUUCAUUUCUCUGUGUGUCUUAGUCUGUUUCUCUGUUUAUUUCUCUCUGUGCCUCUCUCAGUGUGUCUCUGCUAUCCUCCUCUCUCUCCUGCUCUGUCCUGGUUAUCUCCAUUACUCAGUUUCUAUGUCUCACUUUGGUCUCUGUGUCGCUUUCUUUUUCUAUCUCUGCCUCUGUUUCCCUCCCUCAGACGUUCCCUGUUCUCCUUCACUGUCUUCCAAGUCUUUCUGUCUUCUGAGGCUCUCUCUGUUUCUGUCUUAUGCUCAUCCCCACCGCCUGUAUUGUUCUUCCCGUCACUUAAUAUUUGUCCUUCUCUGUCUGUCUCUCUUUUAGUCCUACUCCUAAACCUGUCACUCACCAACUUUUUCCAAAAUCAAAUGUCAUUCUCUGACUCUUCCAGCUUCUAACGCUAGGGAUUUAGGGCUCUGGUGAAACCUUCCAGAUGGUGACACCCUGGGGUUCGGGGAGGAUGGGCCUGAACCCAAGGGUCCUCUUAGCCUGGCUCAGCCAGGCACCAGUUCCCCACCGUGAGCAGCAGCCAACAGGUCACAAGUCAGAGAGCUGGUAAGUAGGGCCCACAGAACAGCAAGUCAGGAACAUGGAGCUGGUGAGAGAAGCCCUGAUGCCUGUUCCCCUGUGAGGAAGUCAUUCUCUGCCUUUUGUGACUCCAAACCCUGAGGGGCAGCUAUUUUUUAUUCUAAAGCCGAGUCUCAGUGCCUCCAUUGAUGUACUCACCAUGUCCACUGUAGUCUGACACACCACGGUCCUCGGUGCCUGCUGAGAAGUGAAAGGAUGAGCUCUAACCUCAACUCUUGACAUAUCCUUCAUCUCCUUCUUGCUUGCUGGGUGCAUUUUUUCUCGAUGUCCUUUGCAAACUUCUUUUCCACUUAAUAUCUGAUGGGCAUGUGUUUGGUGUGGGCUGCUUUCUCUUGUCAAGCAUUCUCAGAACUUCAGCACUUGGGGAAAAAAUUAACCUCAUACCCAUCUCACACCAAACCCCAAAACUGAUACAAGAGGGAUCAUAGAUCUAAAUC
Messenger RNA from Phyllostomus discolor (pale spear-nosed bat), 3101 nucleotides. RefSeq names its product serine protease 16 (gene PRSS16). The transcript is spliced from 12 exons. The record is from RefSeq and is a predicted model, not a curated record. Gene Ontology annotation, biological process: proteolysis. The coding region runs from base 60 to 1598 and encodes 512 amino acids. Lineage: Eukaryota; Metazoa; Chordata; Mammalia; Chiroptera; Phyllostomidae. Gene Ontology annotation, molecular function: serine-type exopeptidase activity; dipeptidyl-peptidase activity. Gene Ontology annotation, cellular component: endosome; lysosome.